Camellia sinensis is the source of this 969-nucleotide messenger RNA. The record is from RefSeq and is a predicted model, not a curated record. Lineage: Eukaryota; Viridiplantae; Streptophyta; Magnoliopsida; Ericales; Theaceae.
UCAAUUUGGAUUUGGUGCGUUGCGUACUACGAUCUAAAAAUCUACGAUGGCUUCUUGAUCUUACUGCUCUUCGAUUUUAGUUCCGAUCGACACUUGUCUGUCUCUCCGCCAUGGCCGCUCCUUUCUUCUCAACUCCUUUCCAACCUUAUGUUUAUCAGAGUCCACAAGAAGCUAUGAUACCUUUCCAGAUUUUGGGUGGAGAAGCUCAGAUAGUUCAGAUUAUGUUGAAGCCACAAGAAAAAGUUAUUGCAAAGCCUGGUUCCAUGUGUUACAUGUCUGGGUCCAUACAAAUGGAGAAUGUUUACAACCCCGAAAAUGAAGCAGGUAUGUGGCAAUGGCCAUUUGGCAAGAGUAUGACUAGCAUAGUUCUUCUCAAUACCGGUUCAAGUGAUGGAUUUGUCGGAAUUGCUGCUCCUUCUUUAGCCAGAAUUCUCCCGAUUGAUUUAGCAAUGUUUGGUGGUGAACUAUUGUGCCAGCCAGAUGCAUUCCUUUGCUCCAUCAACGAUGUGAAAGUCACUAAUACAGUAGAUCUCAGGGCACGUAACAUUGUUGCCGGUGCAGAGGGAUUCUUGAGACAGAAACUAUCUGGUCAGGGACUUGCAUUCAUAGUUGCUGGUGGAUGUGUUGCACAGAAAAAUCUCGAUGUGGGUGAAGUACUUGCUGUGGAUGUUUCCUGCAUUGUUGCCUUAUCAGCAAUGGUCAACGUCCAAGUCAAAUACAAUGGUCCCAUGAGAAGGGUGGUCUUUGGGGUAAUUAGCUUCCAUUUAUUUUAUUUUAUUAACAUUUAUAUGCUGCUCUUUUAUUUUUAUUUCUUCUUGCUUGUUUGUUUCUUGGAUUUGCACUCUUAUAUAGCUACUUCAAUAAAAAAAAUGCAUAGGCAGUUUUUGAAAUAAAUGUUUAUUCAUUUUAAUUAUAAAUUGUAAUUAGUUAAAUAAGGAUGUAAUCAACUGCCAUCUUCAAAUUUCUAAU